Penaeus indicus is the source of this 1816-nucleotide messenger RNA. RefSeq lists its product as uncharacterized. The transcript is spliced from 17 exons. Lineage: Eukaryota; Metazoa; Arthropoda; Malacostraca; Decapoda; Penaeidae. Gene Ontology annotation, molecular function: protein binding. The record is from RefSeq and is a predicted model, not a curated record. The coding region runs from base 109 to 1653 and encodes 514 amino acids.
GCAAGGGUGCAGGAUGCAUGUGUUUCUUUAUGUGGCCGCAACCCACAUGGCUUUGUGAGCGCCGUCCUUCACUGCAGCACUGGCCGGAGAGAGCGAGGAACCGCUGCAAUGAGGAGGUUUGUGGUUUUGCUCGUCAUGGUGGUGACCCCUGCUGUGUGUGGCGCCGAGAAAAACAGAGCUCUGAUCAUGGCUGUGAGGAACGGCAACCUGGAGCGCAUUAAAGAACUCUUGGCCAGCGGCGUGGACGUCCUCCAGCGCGAUAUCCGAAACCGCACGAGCCUCCACCACGCGGUCGGGAAAAAACACCUGGAAAUCGUCAAAGAAUUAGUAAACGCCGGCCUCCCUGUCGAUGUUGGCGGCAACCACGACACCACCCCCUUGUUCCUGGCGGCCAACGAGGGCAGCGUGGAGAUCGUGGACUUCCUGCUCGACGUCGGGGCCAACGUCCAGCAUGUCAACGGCUUCGGAUCGACGCCUCUGCACUGGGCGGCGGACACCGUGGAGGGCGCCACGACGAUCGAGCAACUCCUGAUCCACGGCGCGCCCUUGAACCAUGCCGACAACAGCGGCAACACGCCCCUGCACCGAGCUGCUGCGGGCGGUAAUCUGGGCGGUGUCGUCAUCCUGCUGGCAUGGUGCGCCGACGCGUCGCUCGUCAACGCCGAGGGCCUCACGCCGUUCGACGUGGCCGUUGCGGAGAAACAGCCACAGAUCGCCGAAGAAAUUCAGGGAGCGGAGCCAUGCGAAUAUGACCCGUGUGACAAAAUUCUUGCGGAUGGCUCUCUGCCUGAUGAUUCUCCGCAGCUCCUCGCCUGUUUGAAUGCCACCUGGACAACUCCUUCCUCUUCAGAUAAUGGCUGUGAAAUCAAAGGGCGGUGGUACAACCACGGGUCCGAGUGGUUUGACGGCUGCCGAGAACACCGUUGUCAAGAGGGACGUAUUUGGUCCAACGCCACUGUCAGCUCCUCGUGCUGUGAGGACGGUGGGCAAGUUUAUCCCGCGGGACACAUCUGGGAAAGGGGAUGCUACCUCCUCAUCUGCUCCGAGGGGCGUCCGGAGGCGCUGGCCCUUCUCAACACAUGCUGCGAGGUAGACGGCGAAGCGCGCGUCCACGGGCACACUUGGACCUCUCCCUCCGGCUGCGUCACCUUCACGUGCAAUUCGGGCGUGGUGGAGGAGGACGUGGUUCCUGAUAACUGUUGUAUGGAAGGGAACAAGCGAUAUAUACAAGGUCACACCUGGACGGAAGGUUGCAAGGAGCACAUCUGUCGCGCAGGCGUAGUUAAUGACUUGGCAAUCGCUGCAACAUGUUGCGAGGUCGGAGAAGACGUGUACCCAAACGGCUACAUCUGGAGGGAUGAUUGUGUCCUCUAUUUGUGCAACGCUGGCACACCGCAGAACAUAGCGGUGCUCAGCUCAUGUUGUGAAAGCAAUGGGGAGAUGUACUACGACAGGCAGAUCUGGCCCGUGGGGUGCGCGAGGUACACCUGCAACUACGGCGUGGUUGAGGAAUUGCCGAUGCUCGAGACAUGCUGCCAAGUGGCCGAGAAAGCGUACAAAGACGGCGAGACCUGGCAGGCUUCUUGCUACGAGUUCACGUGCAACAACGGGACUGUCGAGCUGCUUCAAGUGCUGAACAUGACGCACUGUUAGGGACGAAAUGUGGCAGACCCCCACUCACUUCAGAAUACAUGCGUCGAUUUUAUGGUCUCUACAUGUUUUUUAUUUUAUUUUAUUUUUUUCUAUCUUAUAAGUAAGCACAUCACAUCAUACACGCACAUAUAUACACACACACAUACGCACACACUUACGCACG